AUGAUGACACAGGAAGAGCUGGAGCUUUACCGCGCUAGCGUUGAGGAUUGUUCUUUUGGGGUGUACUUCCUGCCCUUGGUCUGGGCAGAGGACCUGGUCGACAAAAUGUACCAAGAAAAAUCAAUAAACCACAAACGCAAAGUCGAGUGUUUAAUUCAGGAACUCCUAGCUGGUCGUCUAGCUCUGGCCACGCUGUACACUUAUGAUAUGCUGAAGGUUCCAUUGGUUUACACACAGGUAGGACAAUGCAGCCUGUAA
Dibothriocephalus latus is the source of this 258-nucleotide messenger RNA. The record is from the annotation of a GenBank genome assembly. Lineage: Eukaryota; Metazoa; Platyhelminthes; Cestoda; Diphyllobothriidea; Diphyllobothriidae.